Molecule: messenger RNA, 1301 nt
Organism: Cucumis sativus (cucumber)
Lineage: Eukaryota; Viridiplantae; Streptophyta; Magnoliopsida; Cucurbitales; Cucurbitaceae
Product: cysteine-rich receptor-like protein kinase 25
Exons: 2
Coding region: 134-1081 (315 amino acids)
Source: RefSeq, a predicted model, not a curated record
GUAAAAUUGUGAUGGAAGGGCUUAUUGUUGUCUCCUCCCCAAGAUCUAAAAACAUUUCAUUAAUAUAAAAGGAUGCCUUCGGGUUGGGAAUUAAUUGAAAUAAACAACCAAAGAAAAAGGAGAAGCCUCCAAUAUGAAAUUUCUACUCCAUCUCUUCUUCUUCACCUUCCUUGUCACCCAUGGCAGCUCAGAAACUUUUAUGGAUCCUUUCCGUUACUGCUCCAACACCACCAUCUCACCAAAUUCCAACUUCUUUUCCAACCUCAAUACCCUCUCUUCAUAUCUCUCCUCCAAUUCUUCUCGAAAAUUCUACCACAAAUCUUCUGUCCCCCCAGUUUAUGCCCACUUCCAGUGCCGUGGCGAUCUAAACGCCACUGCAUGCCACCAGUGCGUUGCCACAGCCACCUCCAAUUCCUCUCAACAAUACUGCCCUCUUAGUGUAGAGGCCAUUAUUUGGUUCGACGAUUGCUUUUUCCGCUAUUCCAACCGAUCCUUCUUCUCCAUCGUGGCAGAGCAGCCGUCGAUGAUUUUGAUUAACCUCCAAGAAAUUGGGGAGGAAAAAAGCAGUUUUGACCAAAUUGUGGGUUCUGCGUUGAACGAUACGGUGGUUAAGGCUUCUUCCCGGAAAGGGGAUUUGAAAUUUGCUACUAAAGAAGCUAGUUUUGGAAAUGAGACGGUUUACACGCUGGCGCAGUGUACAGGGGAUUUGUCCAACUCAAAUUGUAGGAAAUGCUUGAGCAAUGCUACUCGAAGAUUUCCUGAUUGUUGUAGUGGUAAAAAGGGCGGUAGGAUUUUGUUUCCCAGUUGUAGUGUUCGUUAUGAGCUUUAUCCGUUUUACGAGAGCGUUUCGCCUUCCUCUGUUUCACCUCCACCGGCAUCUGUCCCUCCUCCAACAGUGUCUUCUCCGCCGGCAUUUUUCCCUCCUACAACAGCGCCUUCUCCACCGGCUUCAAUAUUAGCUCCACCUCCUACGUUGUCCUCACCGGCACCCUCUACGGCCGCUCCUCAACUGCUUUCAGGAAACCUGGCGGCGACGGUGGCGUUGGUGAUGGCCAUUUUUGUUGGAAGCUAUUUUCCUUGAUUUGAAUCCACGCACAUCCGUUGUAGAUUUCUAUUUGUUUUACUUUAAAAUUAUAAGUUCAUAGACUUGAAUUUUGAAGAAUUUGUUUCUUUUCUUAAAAAAUAUAUUGGUUUUUGAACUUCCAAAAAUACUUGAAAUUGAGUGUGUAUCUAACACAAAAGCUCACAAAACACACACAAUGUUAUAAUAAGAUCAAUAGACUUUUGGAAUAAGCAAUGAA